GUGAAACAGCGCCCAGGAUAGCUGAUUGUAACGUUAAGAGCAGUGCUCGGGGCCAAGUGCGCAGCGAUUGCAGCGGUCACUUUAAGAAACUUUACUUGACGGAAUGUAGUUGGAGACCGUUUUAUUAUCUGCAGUUUGAGCGUGGGGCUCCGGGAUCCGCCUCUCGGGCCGAGAUUCACAUUGACAGGGACAUUUCGCUGCUUUUAUUCCGGUUCAUAUCGUUUGUUCCCACGGCUGCUUGCAAGAGCUGUGAAGCUCUCUAAACGGAGUCGUCUCGUCUCGUCUCGUCUCGCCUCGCUCAGCUUCGCCCGCAGCGGCAGCCCCCUUUCCAAGGAUCGGGGCGACCAAGGGAACCGCCAGCCCAGCAGAGCUAGCACCAUGGCGGGAGCACGAACGGGAGUGCACGCGCUGCAGCUCAAGCCGGUGUCUGUCCACGAAUUGCUGAAGAAGGGCAGCAAGUUCAUCAAAUGGGACGAGGAUCCAUCCACUCGGGACUUGGUCACAUUGAAGGUCGACCAUCAGGGAUUUUUCCUGUACUGGACUGGCCACAGUAUGGAGGUCGACCUGCUAGACAUCAGCCACAUAAGAGACACAAGAACUGGAAAGUAUGCCAAAGUUCCCAAGGACUCGAAGGUCCGUGAAGUUCUUGGAUAUGGAGGCAGUGACCAGAACAUAGAAGAAAAACUUUUUACUGUGGUAUAUGGCACAGACCUGGUCAAUGUCUCUUUCCUCAACUUCCAAGCAAUGGAGAAGGAUGUCGCUAAGGUCUGGACUGAGGAAAUCUUCAAGCUAGCCACUAAUAUCUUGGCUCACAACAUGUCUCGUGAAACUCUCCUCAAGAAAGCGCACACAAAACUAAGGCUACAGGUGAACCCGGAUAUGAAAAUCCCAGUUAAAAAUAUUUUAAAAAUGUUCCCAGACAGAAAAAGAGUGGAGAGUGCCCUUGAGUCAUCUGGGUUUCAGUAUAACAGGAAUGAUUCCAUUAGACCAGAUGAGUUUACUUGGGAUAUGUUCCAAAGGUUUCUGAACAAGCUUUGCCUGCGACCAGAUAUUGAUAAGGUCCUUCAAGAGCUAGGGGCCAAAGGUAAACCAUACCUGACCAUGGAACAAAUAAUACACUUCAUUAACCAGAAGCAGAGAGAUUCAAGGCUAAAUGAGGUGUUGUAUCCACCGCUCAAGAAAGAACAAAUUCGUCAGCUCAUUGCGAAGUAUGAGCCCAACACAAACUUUGUGGAAAAGGAUCAGCUGUCAGUUGAGGGCUUCAGUUGCUACCUGGGUGCAGAUGAAAACUAUAUUGUUUCAUUAGAAAAACUUGACCUCAGUGAUGACAUGACGCAACCUCUCAGUCACUAUUUCAUCAACUCUUCGCACAACACCUACCUUACUGCUGGUCAGCUGACAGGGCUGUCUUCAGUGGAAAUGUACCGGCAAGUCCUCCUCACUGGGUGUCGCUGUAUUGAGCUUGACUGUUGGAAGGGUAGACCUAAUGAUGAAGAGCCUUUUAUCACUCAUGGCUUCACAAUGACAACUGAAAUACCUUUCAAAGAAGUGAUUGAAGCCAUAGCAGAGAGUGCAUUUAAAACAUCUCUUUACCCUGUCAUUUUGUCCUUUGAAAAUCAUGUUGAUUCAUCUAAACAACAAGCUAAGAUGGCAGAAUACUGCAGGAAUAUUUUUGGAGAUGCUCUCCUUAUAGAUCCCCUUGAGAAGUAUCCUUUAGUUGCAGGUCAGGCUCUUCCUAGCCCUCAUGAUUUACUGGGAAAAAUCCUUGUCAAGAAUAAGAAGAAACAUCCACACCAUAUACAGGAGGGCAGUGUCAAGCGUCGUUUGGUGGGACAGAGUUCUAACCAUAGUGACACAUCCAGCAUUUCUGAACAGCUAUCCCCUGGUAAUGGGUGUCCACCACUCAGCACAUCAGACGCAGGGCAGCUGUUGUCGAAUGGGGAAGAAAAAUUAGCUGAAAGGCUAAUUAAAGAAGCAGAACCAAGAAAGUCCAUUGAUCGUGAAGCAGACAGUGAAGAGGAAGAAGAAGAGGAGCAACCAGACCCCAAAAAGCCCACAACUGAUGAGGGUACAGCCAGCAGUGAAGUCAAUGCAACAGAAGAAAUGUCCAACCUGGUCAACUACAUUGAGCCUGUCAAAUUCAAGUCUUUUGACAUAGCAAGCAAAAGGAACAAGUAUUUUGAAAUGUCCUCAUUUGUGGAGACAAAAGGCUUGGAACAGCUGACUAAAUGCCCAGAGAAGUUUGUGGAAUACAAUAAGAAACAGCUGAGCCGGAUAUACCCAAAAGGUACUCGGGUAGACUCCUCAAACUACAUGCCUCAUGUUUUUUGGAAUGCUGGAUGCCAAAUGGUAGCGCUUAAUUUCCAGACACUUGAUUUACCAAUGCAACUAAACAUGGGCAUCUUUGAGUACAACUGCAGGAGUGGCUAUAUACUGAAGCCUGAAUUUAUGAGGCGUACAGAUAAGAACUUUGACCUUUUCACAGAGGACAUCAUUGAUGGAAUUGUGGCCAACACUGUUAGCAUACGGAUCAUUUCAGGCCAGUUUCUCUCCGAUAAGAAAAUUGGAAUAUACGUAGAGGUGGAUAUGUUUGGACUUCCUGUGGAUACAAAAAGGAAGUUCCGCACUAAGACCUCCAAUGGAAAUUCUAUGAACCCAUUCUGGGAUGAAGAACCAUUUGUAUUUAACAAGGUGGUUCUUCCUACAUUGGCUUCCUUGAGAAUCGCUGUAUUUGAGGAAAAUGGAAAGUUUAUUGGCCAUCGGAUUUUACCAGUUUCGUCCAUUCGACCAGGGUAUCACUACAUCAGCCUGAAGAAUGAACUCAAUCAGCCCUUAAUACUUCAAACUUUGUUUGUUUACACUGAAGCGAAGGACUACAUACCCAAUGAGCACCAAGAGUAUGCAGAAGCACUAACUAAUCCCAUCAAACAUUUGAUGUCUCUGGAUGAAAGAGAGAAGAAGCUGGCAUCUCUAAUGGGAGAAAGUGAGCGAACCCUCAAUAGUAAGGAGAAUUAUCACGAAAGAAGUGAAACUGACCAGGCUGCUGUGGAACGGCAUGGCGUUGUCACCACCACCAGCACCCCUCAGCCUGUCCCAAGGCCAUCAUUGCUGGGUAAUUCAAAUGAUGUCAGCUUUAGUCCAGUGCAGCGAAAUGAUUUGAUUGCGAGUGUAUUAAAUGAUGUCCAAGCACAGUCAAUAGAAGAGCUCCGACAGCAGAAGGGGUACCUAAAACUACUGAGAAAGCAUUAUAAGGAGAUGAAGGAGAUGCGGAAGAAGCACUUGAAAAAAAUUUCUAAGGUCAACAAGGAUCAAAAUACACGCAUAAGUCAGUUUAAUACAGAUAGUGUGCGGCGAAAAUUUCAGGUCGAAAAGAACAUGAAAAAAAAUGGAAAGAAAUCUGAAACCGAUCCAAAAAGCAUGGAGAAAGCAAUGUCUGAUCUUGAAAUGGAGGUGUCAAAGAAUAAAGUGGAUUUAAAUGCAUGGCAGAUGAAAGAGCUCCUAGUGUUACGGCAAGCUCAGCAUAAUGAUGAGAGGGAGAAGAAAAAAGAGCACUUACUUCAGGCUCAUCUUAAGCUAAAAGAAACUGCAGUGGAGUGCCAGGCUACACAGCUAAAGAAGCUUCAGGAACUGUGUGAGAAAGAGAAGAAGGAUCUGCAAAAAAUUCUUGACCGGAAACGACAGAAUAGCAUUACAGAGGCCAAAAUCCGUGACCGCCAGAAAGCAGAAGGUGAACUGAUAAAGAUUAAUAACAAACACAUAACGGAGUCUGUCAGUUUCUUACGUUGUCUUGAUGAAGCACAAAAAAAGCGACAGGAAAAGCUGGUUCAUCAGCAUCAGGGAAUUUUGCAGCAAAUUUUAGAGGAUUAUCCACAGCAACAAGACCGUUUAGAAAAAGAGUUGGAAGUGGAAUACCAACAGCUUCCUGAGGAAAUCAGAAAGUACUUGCAGGGAGAACUUGAUUCGACACUUGGAAAUCUGGAAAGUUGUAAAAAUGGUCAAGACCACACUGACAGCCCAAGUUCUAAUCAUAGCACCCCACCCUUCACUACAACCAGUCGACAAAGGCUGUACAGGGGAAGUUUAGACAUGAGCGGACAGAGUCCUGAACAUAGUACAGCCUCCCUCAUUGAAUCAUCUUCGCCAAGCACUCCUGGGAUGUCUGAGGGAGAAAUGUUGUAAGAACUUCAGCGAAGAAACUACUGUAGAUCUCUGUGAGAGAACAAGGCUUUGUAUAUGGAAUACACUGGUGCAUAACAGGCAGCGUUUUGCUUUUUGUUUUAUUUAAUUUUUGUCAUAUAAGUUCAUUUUUAUUUUGUAUAUUUGAAAAAAACUAAAUUGGAGCAUACUGAAGCAGAGCUACUGUAUUUAGAUUCGGGUUUUGAUGAAUAGUUUUACUUGCGGCAAACGCUAGCUGUCUAUUUGCCUUAGAAUGCUAGAUUAGUAGUUCUUUCAAAUCAGUGCACUGGCAUUCAAGCAGGAUUUUUUCUUUGCUUUUUCCAAUAGCAUCAGUGAUACAAUAAUGCACUUUUAUUUUUGUUUCACUUUUGUAGCCUGAUUGUAAGAAAAGUUCUCAAAAACAAUAAAUUAGCUUUUAUCUCUCUAAUCUACAUUGCAGGAUAUUGAGCAGAGAAAAUUAAGUUACGAACCAAUAAUGGUGGUUUCAAAGUAGACAUGUAUAAUUUCCCCUUUACAAAUUUUAACUUGGCUGAAUAUGUGACUAGAAUAAAUAAAGAUUCAAUUUUGAGGAUAUGGUCAGUGCCAUAAAAUCAUCCUAUUAAUGACAUUCUUUAAUGUCAUUAUCCAGCUUACAGUUUUAGAGCUAUACCCAUCAGUGUUAGCCAUCAUUUGUGUCAAACAUAGUUUACAAAAAUGUUAUCUUAAACUGAAAUGCUGUAUACUUCAUUGUGCCAAGAAUUCUAUCAGCAAACUUUAGGUUAGUUUGAUUUGGAAAGAAAUAUUUGGCUCAGGAGAUUGACUUUAUGUUGGAAUCAUAUCACAUUACUUUGGCCAGAUGUCAUUUUUUUUAACCUUUAUUGGUCAGCUAGACCUUGAUUUUAAAAGAUGUCUGAAAAACAUUUUCCAAUAGCUCGGAGGUACUAAAAAACUUUUUACAUAUUUAAUAACAGAUAGAUUAAAGGGAUAUCUUCAUGUACUACUUUGCUAAACAAUGAGAUUUUAUUACUUUUUUCAAAAAAUAAAUUAUUUUUAAAUACAUUUAAUAGUUUAUUUUAAUACAUUAUGGUCUCACUGGUGAAAAUGGUCACAUUUUAACACCGCUCAUGGCAUUUAAAUUCAUAAAGUACAAUCAGUUUUUAUUCUGCCCUCCUGGCUAAUUUGUACGUCCUUUAUAUUUUUAUCAUCUCAGUCCGCUUGUACUUGCUGUCCUAUGGGUGGUAUGUGCAGAAGGCACAUUUUAUAGACAGUCUGUAUUUUAUGUGUAGCAUAUUUCCUUCCACAGUUACAAUGUUUCUUUAGAUGCUUACUAGCAUUCACAAUUGUUUGUUGUCUCUUUGUUAGCUUCCUUUGUCAAUGCCAAAAUUGUGCAACAUCAUUUUUUAAGAAGAUCACAUUUUGACAAAAGGCUUCAAAUGCUGUAUAAAACAUAAAAAGUUAGCAUAAAUCUUUCAAGUGAAGAAAUGUGAUGGGGACUUCUAUACAGCAGCUGGCUUCUUUGGUGUUAGACAGUAUCUUGUGUCACUAACCCCCUAUGUGCUACUUACAGUCUUAUCUUAUAGUCCAAUAUGGCUUUGUGUAAACCCACAGGAAAUACUUUGUAAACUUGGAAUUCUGUAGUUUUAAAUACAGUAGCGCUGUUUCAAAUUGCAAUAUUACUGUAUAUGUGAGAUGCUGCUAAUUAGACAAUUAUGGGAUUCUGAUCUUCUUGUUAAAAUAUAGUGCCUUUUAUAAAGUGCUAUAGCAAGUAUUAAAUUAUUUCAUUAACCUACCUGUCUUUCAGACUUGAAGUUUACAUUUGCUGUGAAUUCUCAAGUCCAAAGCAGGUGUUCUCACUUUUAAAUAGUUUAAAUCCGAGGUCUCAUCUGUUUACUUUUUCAGUGGACUCAGUAUAUUUAGACCAGGCUUGCUUUUCAGGAUCUGCACUCACAGAGGAAUAGCAGUCUAUAUGCAUGAUGUGUACAAAAUCUAGUGCUUUUGGUUUAUGAAUGUAAGGCUAGAAACUUCAAAGACUUUUGUAGCCAUACUUUUUACUUGUAAAUGAAUUUCUUAUCAGAUGUAGUAUUUUUAUAAUCCUGUUAAAGAUAGACAUAUUGUGAGCUGAUUGUGCAAACUUUUUUUCCAUCAAAGGCACAGCUAUAUUUACAUUUAUUGAUUAGCUGCAAAGAAUGUUGCAGCCUGGCACAAAGUUGAAGGCCAUCUCACCACUGUAAUUUUCACAAAAUUUUCCUUAAGUCGAUUCAUGGCUUCUGUCUACAAACUAGUCAUAUGCAGUGCUGCACUCCAUCCAUUCAAUUUAUGGCUAACAAAAAGACAGAAAAACUGUGCAGUUAGAACCAUUUCCAAAAGAUGAAAAAUAAAGUUGAAAAAAAAAUAACCAUCACUGAAGGGGACAGAUGAAGAAAUUAAUUGCAAUUACAUCAAAGCUGAGCCUUUAGCAUGCAAAAAAAAAGCUUCUAGGUAGGCACAGUUUGGUUUUCAGUUUAUGAUGUGAAGCUCACUUUUAAUUAGCACUGAUGUAAUCUGAUCACUAAAAACUGCAUUUGUUUCUUGUCAAGUUCUAUCAGAUUAGUUCUACCAAAGCAGACUAGAGAGCUACCAUAACUCAGAGUCUGUGAUCUUCAUAGGCAAAAGUAGCUGUAUCAUCCACUGAGACAUUAAGUGACAAAUUAACCAUGAGGGCUUUCUGAUGAGGAAUUGCACCAGUACUUGCUAGAUUGUGCGACUACCCUUUUAAUGUAAUCAUUUUGGAAGCUACUCAGAACACUAUCCAGUUAUGCUGUGGAGAAAGUGUGAUUGAGAUUCCUUCUGCUGUAUUGGCUGGUGAAUCUAAAAUAGGUAUUAAAAAGAAGUAAAUAAAUAGUUGUAAUUUACAGCUUUAAAUCACAGAUCACCUGUUUAGUUUGCACAUACUGUUUUAAUGUUUUUAGUUUAACUUAUUAGGGUUUUUUUGGUGGUGAGUUUAAGCUUAAAAAGAAUACACCCAGAAAAAGUUUAUACUGAUGCAAACAACAACAUAGGAAUCUGAAUUUUGUUUCAUUGCUAAAUGUCACAAAUGGAUGCUGAUAGAUCUGACCUCUUUGCAUUAUUUAGCCCCUUUAUAAUUUCUUAUAUAAAAAAAACAUCAGCCAAUAUUGAGAGUAAACAAAUAAUACAAAAUUACAUCAAAUGCAUUCAAGUUUAUUUAGGUGCUAGGCAUAGACUUUUUUGUCAGAGUUUAAAUACGUGCUUAGGAUAAAAGUGAAAAAUGAGCUCAGACUUUUACAACAGAAUGCCCUAGGAUACCACUGAAUGGAAGAAUUGUCCACACUUUUAAAGUACAUAUUUGGCUACUUGGAAAUAGAAUUAAAGGUUAUCUUCAUUUAUAAAAGUAAAAUAAAUUCAUUUUCUUAUUUCUUUUAAUAUAGUAAGUUACUUUCUCCUGGAUAUAGUUGAAGUUAACAGAUAUAGUUUGCUUUACUUUAUUUGUCUUUCAGUGUAUGUUCAAAUUGGACUGGAAUAAAGAUGAUGAUUCUGCUGGUCAGAUAGUCAAAUCUUGAUAGCAGGCUUGGCAUUUAUUUAGUAUUCUACAAUUUUACUACCCUGUUUCAAUUAAGACCUUUGUAACCUUGUCAGUGGCCAGUGUCUAGAAAGUUUACUUUUAUUUUUGCCACCCUAUAUAGCAAAAGAGACUGUAAUUGCCACAAGAAAAAAACUCUGAAAAUGGUUCAGGGAAUUGCCAUCUUUUGUGCACUAGACCUUUUUAAAUUUAUUUGGGAAAAUAUGGCUUUCCUGUUUGUCAUGCCAACUGCAGCAAAGUAACUCCCAAACAUUCAUAUCAGGUUAAAAAUUUAAUCUGUUCUGCCAGUAGCUUUCUGCAAGUAUCUUUUAAAAAGUUGUGACAUUUUAGAAGGUAGUGAAUCUCUAUUGAAGUGAACAGUCUGAAUUUAAGCAGGUACGCUUUAUAACCUGCAAAACUCAGGGCAGUUGUGUUGAAGUGUUCUUGGUUUAUUAUUCAGCUCUAACACCACUUGCUACAUUAAACCUCCAUGCAUUUUCUAGAAUUGCAAGUAAAAUGGUGAUAAUGGCAACAGAUUGGAUACUGUUCAUUUAAAAUUGGAAAUUGAUAAAAGGCACUGCUAAUUUUUAGCGUUAUUGAAAGUUUUUAUCCUUUGGUUUGUUAUUUUGAUUUUUAUUUUACUUUUUCCCUUUUUUAGCUAGGGUCAAAACGUGAACUUAUCCUUCUGUCAAUGUACAGUAGUUGGUUUUGUUUUAACAUAAAGCGUCAGCUGUAGUGAAAAGCAAAUCCACUCAAUUGUUAUCCCUUAAUUCCUGUAUUACUUUUUCUCAAUGCUUUGUCCACAUAGUACAUCGAUGAAAAAAUGUAGUUACAUGAAGCCUCUAUCUUUGUCAUUUUUUAUCUAUCUUCAUUUCUUUGUGUAAACCUGUAUUCUGAAAGGUUUUCAUGGAGUUUUUUAAGGGUUGAUGUGCCUCUGAAAAGGGAAACUGUUUAUAAGAUGUAUGUAAUCUUGCUGAAUACUGUACUUGAUGUAAAUGUAAUAAAAAUGGAUUUUGGGAUACAAAACA
Messenger RNA from Polypterus senegalus (gray bichir), 8739 nucleotides. It is a transcript of the gene plcb3, whose product is annotated as phospholipase C, beta 3 (phosphatidylinositol-specific). The coding region runs from base 379 to 4179 and encodes 1266 amino acids. The record is from RefSeq and is a predicted model, not a curated record. The transcript is spliced from 33 exons. Gene Ontology annotation, molecular function: calcium ion binding; phosphatidylinositol-4,5-bisphosphate phospholipase C activity; calmodulin binding. Lineage: Eukaryota; Metazoa; Chordata; Cladistia; Polypteriformes; Polypteridae. Gene Ontology annotation, biological process: lipid catabolic process; phosphatidylinositol-mediated signaling.